Vanrija pseudolonga is the source of this 3030-nucleotide messenger RNA. RefSeq lists its product as uncharacterized. The record is from RefSeq and is a predicted model, not a curated record. The transcript has 11 exons. Lineage: Eukaryota; Fungi; Basidiomycota; Tremellomycetes; Trichosporonales; Trichosporonaceae. Bases 1 to 3030 code for a protein of 1009 amino acids.
AUGCCUGUCCCAGCUCGUGUCGAAAACAUCACUACGCCAUUCCCCAACGGGAUCAUCUAUGACACUGGCGAGCAAGAGUUUGGCGCGCACGAUCUUCAGGUCAGGGUGUACAGUGGGACGCUCGAAGUUGAAGGUCUCGAAGUUCACACUGGCAUGCUUUCGGAAUUUAAAUCCUUGGACGCUGUGCCCAAAACCACGGUCAAUACCAUUGUCGACGGCGCUGCCAACUCGUACUUCCAUAUUCAAGGCACCAAGACUGUUCGAAGCGAGACACUGGGCGACGGGGGAUGGAAUGUUAGCACUGUGCAAUGGGACUCUGUCGACUAUACCGGCGUCAUAUCGUUCCAAACGGUCCCCAACUCGACCUAUAUGAUCGUCAAUGGUACCAUGGGCCCAGAGUACAGCCGGUACAGUAUCAACAUGAGUCCACUUCCGCCAGGAGCAAUCCCUGUCAACGGUGGCAAAUACACUGGCUUCCAGUACUCUCCUUACCGAAACCCCGGAGCCUUCUACUUCACCCCCCUCGACCCCCAAGUCCAGUACGCUGUGUCUAUCCAGGGUACGAUAAAUGAAGCUACUGAGUCGACCGCCUUCACACCCGGCUCCGGCAACAUUCACAGCGUCACGUUCUACGCCGGCACCAAAAAGGUUGACCCAACACCCGCCAACACGACAUCCACCGAGUCCGAGGCACCCCUGCAUGGAGAGUCACCACGUGCCUCGCGCAAUGCCAAGAUUAUAGGUGGAUCCGUUGGUGGCGGAGUCGGUGGUCUCCUCCUCCUCGGUCUCCUCGCAUUCUGUUGCUUGCGCCACAAGAAGAAGCCAUCUCCAGUCGUCUCUGAUCCUACCCCCUUCGAGAUUGACAGCGGCGGCAGCGCCGCCACGCGCACGCCCUCGGAGAACGAUGACGAGGAGGCUGACAAGGUCGCCGACGAGCUCACCCCUGCUCAAGUCGCCAAGGCGCGUGAAGCAGGCUUCCUCGGAGCCAGUGAGGCUGGCGUGUCGGCAGUCCCGUCCUCCGUGCUUGAUCCUGAGGCGACUACCGUUCCCGACUCCUCAUCUCUCAGCAUUUACAAGCCCAACGUCAACAUGACCGUGUCGGUAUCCGUGGCCAGCUCCUUUAUCGACUUCAUGCCCGACGAGAACCUCUAUGGCAACCAUACGCAUCUCGCACUGUUUGGAGAAUGGAACUGGACGACAUCAAACCCGCCGCACAAUCUAUCAACUGGAAGCCAGACGGCUAUCGGCCCCAUCAAGGCACGCAAGGAUGCCAACCCAAACCGCCGUACCUUUGGUCUCAGCAACGCGACUUUGGCUGGCGUUUCCGAUGGCCUCUUUGCCAUCACCAACCAGUUCAACUUUGCUGGCACCCGCGGCAUCCUCAAAGGAAGCUUUAGCAAUGCGAACUGGGACAAUGCGACACAGCCGCCAAUGGUGGUCACUUGGAUCAACACGACCGCCCUCGACUUUAGUGACGAUCCCCAACAGGCCAAGCCGCUCCGUAUUCAAAACGUCACAACCCCAUUUCCCGAUGGUAUCAUCUAUGACACAGGCGAGCUCGAGUAUGGCAGGUGGGCCAUCCAGAUUUCGUCUUACAGCGGCACAAUCGAGGUAGAAGGCCUGGACAUUGAGACCGGCUUCGUUUCCGAAUAUCCCUCGCUCGAUCAAGUGCCGCAGACAACGAUCAAAGCAGUCGACGACAAUGGCAACCUCGACUCGUUCUUCACUGUUCAGGGCCCCUCCACCGUUCUCAACGAGGUGCUGGGCGACGGGUCGGCCAACGGCAGCACUGUGCAAUGGAACUCGGUCGACUACACUGGCACAAUGACAUUCAGAACGCAGCCCAACGCCACGUACAUGAUUGUUAAUGGCACUCUGGGGCCAGAGUACGACGUCUUCCAAAUCACGGUGGUACCUCUUCCUCCAGCGGCUUGGGUGCUUGGCAAUGACAACAAUCGCUACUGCUAUGGCGCUUACCGGAACCCAUCAGCGCUGUAUGUGACACCUCUUGAUCCCAAGCUGGUGUACACGGUCUCGAUACUCGGCGGUACGAUUCCAAACGUGAACGCCUUGGCCCCACGCCAGGGUCUUGCCAACCUCCACAGCGUCACCUUCUUUGCGGGCAGCACACCUCCGAACAUUACAUCGACGGCCGGCCCGGCCGCCACUGCAGCUGCUUCUCAUGGCGAAUCGCGCGCCUCGCGGAAUGCCAAGAUCAUUGGUGGAGCCGUCGGUGGUGGUGUCGGGCUCCUCCUUAUCAUCGGCCUCCUCGCAUUCUGCUGCAUCCGUCGCAAGAGGAAGCCGUCCCCGGUCAUCUCCGACCCCACUCCCUUUGAAAUCGACGGGAGCGACAGAGCCACUCGGGUCCCCUCUGAGGACGACGAAUCGGCGGACAAGGUUGCUGAGGAGCUCACCCCUGCUCAAGUGGCCAAGGCCCGCGAGGCCGGCUUCCUCGGAGCGGGCGCCGCGGAGGCCGGUGUGUCUGCGGUCCCCUCGUCCGCUCUCGACCCUCGCGGCGGGGCCGUGCCCUUCUCUCGUGGCCCAGCAUCUGCUGUCCCCUCAUCUGUGGUGAUCCCGUAUCUCGGUGGUCCCGCCUCGGUUGCUGCGUCGUCAUCCCUUGAGCCCAGCGACGCCGUGGACUCGCGCUUCUAUGGGGCCAGUUCCAGCACUGGCGCUGGGUCAAGCAGCGCAAUCCUCUCCCCGACCUCGACGCAGGUCAACGGGGUUGCUGUCAAGGACGGCGAUGCCCCUGCUAUCCUCGCGACGCCUGUGCAUGGAGACAAGCGCGUCCACCAGGAGCAGGACGGGGGUGCGGUCGACGAUGAUGACGAGAACGUGGACAGGAUCCCUCCGAGCUACAACCCGUCGUGGGCGAGUCGCGGUGCCACCCUCGCCGACUCUGGGGCGGUGACCCGUGUGGUGAGCAACCAAGGCGCUGCGACUGUUGCCGAGGUUGAUGAGGGACUCGCGGAGCCUCCUGUCAUUGGCCGGCUGUCGAUCGAUAGCGAGACCUUUGGCCGCGCCGCGUAA